Coregonus clupeaformis (lake whitefish) is the source of this 2947-nucleotide messenger RNA. Its product is annotated as signal transducer and activator of transcription 1-alpha/beta. The transcript has 24 exons. Lineage: Eukaryota; Metazoa; Chordata; Actinopteri; Salmoniformes; Salmonidae. Gene Ontology annotation, biological process: response to peptide hormone; regulation of cell population proliferation; type I interferon-mediated signaling pathway. The record is from RefSeq and is a predicted model, not a curated record. Gene Ontology annotation, molecular function: DNA-binding transcription factor activity, RNA polymerase II-specific; RNA polymerase II cis-regulatory region sequence-specific DNA binding. Bases 157 to 2469 code for a protein of 770 amino acids.
GUUACGCCACAGAACAAUAAGUGAACAUUUUUUGCGGGGUAAUGCUGUGUGAUGUUGUGCGUGACCUGACUGUACUUUGCAGCGGAUCUGCAACAGCAAACCAUACUUUAUUCAAGUAUUUCGUUCGUGAUUUCUUGUCCAUAGUCAACAUAAAAGAUGGCCCAGUGGUGCCAGCUGCAACUACUGGAGUCUAAAUACCUGGAGCAGGUCGACCAGCUCUAUGAUGACUCCUUCCCCAUGGACAUCAGACAGUACCUCAGCAAGUGGAUUGAGAGCAUUGACUGGGAAAAUGUGGCUGUUCAGGACUCCUUAGCAACAGUACGUUUCCAUGACCUGCUAGCCCAGCUGGAUGACCAACACAGCCGCUUCGCCCUGGAGAACAACUUCCUGCUACAACACAACAUCCGCAAGAUCAAGAGAAACCUCCAGGACCACUUUCAGGAGGACCCUGUUCACAUGGCCAUGAUCAUCUCCAGAAACCUGAAGGAGGAGCAGAGGAUUCUGGCUGCUGCCAAAAGCAUAGAGACUGACAGAGAAAACACACACACUAGCAUGGUUUUGGAGAAACAAAAGCUGGACAACAAAGUGAAAGACAUGAAAAACAAGGUUCAGGAAGCGGAUCAGAAUAUAAAGUCUCUGGAAUACCUUCAAGACGAACAUGACUUUAAGCUAAAUACUCUUAAGAACAGAGAACAUGAAAUUAACGGGCUCACACUGAAACAGCUGGAACACGAGAAGCAGCUGAUUGUAGAGAUGUGUUUCAAGCUGAAGUUCAAGAGAGGGGAAGUGGUUGGCCAGUUGGCGGAGGUGCUUAACAUGGCAGAGGCGGUCCAGUCAGACCUGAUCUCAGAGGAGCUGCCUGAGUGGAAGAAGAGGCAGCAGAGCUCCUGUAUCGGAGGACCACCCAACGCAUGUCUGGACCAACUGCAGAGCUGGUUCACAGCGGUGGCGGAAAGCCUACAGCAGGUGAGGCAACAGCUGAAGGAGCUCCAGGAACUAGAGCAGAAGUACACAUACGACAACGACCCAAUCACACAGCAGAAAGGCUUCCUGGAGGGGCGGGCCCUGGCACUGUUUCGGAACAUCCUAGAACAUUCAUUGGUGGUGGAGAGACAGCCCUGUAUGCCCACACAUCCACAGAGACCCCUGGUGCUGAAGACACAGGUGCAAUUCACUGUCAAGCUCAGAUUUCUUGUGAAGCUCCAGGAAUUCAACUAUCAACUCAAAGUGAAAGCUUUGUUUGACAAGGACGUUACAGAAAAGAAAGGGUUUCGUAAGUUCAACAUAUUGGGGACCAACACAAAGGUUAUGAAUAUGGAGGAGUCAAAUGGAAGCUUGGCUGCAGAGUUUCGCCAUUUGCAACUGAAAGAGCAGAAAGUAGCCGGCAACAGAACAAAUGAGGGGCCUCUCAUUGUGACAGAAGAGCUGCACUGCAUCUGCUUUGAGUCUGAACUCAACCAGUCAGGUCUGGAGCUCAAGCUAGAGGCCAUCUCCCUGCCAAUCGUGGUCAUCUCCAACGUCAGCCAGCUGCCCAGUGGCUGGGCCUCCAUCCUGUGGUACAACAUGCUGACCAGCGAGCCGAAGAACCUGAAGUUCUUCCUGAGCCCUCCUGCAGCAUCCUGGGGUCAGCUGUCUGAGGUGCUGAGCUGGCAGUUCUCCUCUGUCACCAAGAGGGGACUCAAUGAUGAGCAGCUAGGUAUGCUGGCUGACAAACUACUGGGCCAGAAAGCACAGAGGAAUCCUGAGGGCCUUAUCCCCUGGACCAAGUUCUGUAAGAGUAUCAGUGAGAAGAGCUUUCCCUUCUGGCUGUGGAUCGAAGCUAUCCUGGACCUCAUCAAGAGACAUCUGCUGUCCCUGUGGAACGAUGGUUGCAUUCUGGGCUUUGUGAGUAAGGAGAGGGAGAAGUCCAUGCUGACUGGGAAGUGUCCAGGCACGUUCUUGCUGCGCUUCAGUGAGAGUAGCAGAGAUGGAGCCAUCACAUUCACUUGGGUGGAACACGACCUAUAUGAUAAGCCUGUAUUCCAUGCAGUGGAGCCCUACACCAAGAAGGAGCUGUCUGCCGUCUCUCUGCCUGACAUCAUCCGCACCUACAAGGUGAUGGCAGCUGAGAACAUCCCAGAGAACCCACUCCGCUUCCUCUACCCAGACAUCCCCAAAGACAAGGCCUUCGGAAAGUACUACGCCAGGGCCACAGAGGCAUCGGAGCCCAUGGAUGUGGAGAGUCCCACCACAACAGGAUACAUGAAGACAGAACUCAUAUCAGUGUCAGAAGUUCACCCAUCUAGACUGCAAGACAACAUGAUGCCCAUGUCGCCAGACGUGUUCGGAGAGCUGAAGAGGAGUGUUGCACCAGUGCUCCAGUGUUGGAAUAGUCCUAAGGAUAUUGAUGCUGUGCCAUCUGAUCUCGGAGAGUUUUUACCUGAAGACUUUCAGAUGUUUGAGAACAUGCCUAACUUGGACAGCAACUGAGCCAACGGACAUGUGGGACCUGAUCAUUUAGUCCAGAACAUGUUUUAUAUUGAAGCCUAUUUCAUUUUGUAUUCUUUACUCUCCUUGAACUUCAGUAGUCAUGUUGCAGAACAUAUAAACUUUUUUUGUACGGAGUCAGUUUGAAAGAUAUACAAUUACAGUAGAAAUAUACAUUAUAUAUUACACUCACUGGAAACAAUUAGAUAUUUUGGUGAUAAUGUGUAUAAACAUAAAACACUUAGCUAACUACUGUAACAUUCAUAUAAUGACUGAAUAGGCGCUCCUAAGUCUUUCCAUGUCCAUAUUCAACCAUAUACAGUCCUGUGUGGCUCACUUGCGACGCCACGGUUGUGGGUUCGAUUCACAGUAAGGGAAAAAAAGGUCUGAAAAUGUAUGCACUCACUACUUGUAAGUCACUCUGGAUAAGACCAUCUGCUAAAUGACCCCAAAAAAAGAAUAAAAUGAGAUAUUAUCCAUC